AAUGAGUUUCAGGUGUGGUUCCUCCUGCUGUCAGUCACAUUUAAUGCAACAUCACAAUGUCUCUUACUUCUGAGACACUUUCUCUCUAUUUUCUGAUUAAGUUAGUGACAAUCCAGUGCUACUCUUAUCAAACUGAACCUCUGUUUCUGUCUUUCUCCGAGUUGGCCGCUCUCGAAGCAAACUCUUUGCAUCAGACAGACAAGCCUCGCUUUGUGGAUCUGGAUCGUGUCGGAGAUGACGAGAUCGAGACCUUUGUGGUGAAAUGUCACGGGGACAGCAUGGAGGUGGUGGUGAAAGCUGAUCUGUUUGACCCCGGCCUGGCUGUGGAGCCCACACACUUCAGGCUCGGACCUUCCAGAGCUGCACAAGAUCACUGCAGGGCCAGAGAGUCAGGAGCCGGAGAGUUUAUCAUCAGGGCUCCUCUGACUCACUGUGGGAGUAAAGUGGAGUUUACCCAGAGUGCAGUGCGGUACACCAACCUCCUGCUGUACUCUCCACCUGCAGCAGCACCUGGAGGAGCUGCUGUUCCAGUCCAGUGCGACUAUAAAAGGAGUUACACGGUGAGCAGCGGGGCGCUGAAACCAACCUGGAGUCCCCCGAUCUCCAUCCAGCCCACACACCUGGACCUGGACUUCCACCUCCGACUCAUGACCAGUGACUGGAGCAGCGAGAGGAAGUCCUCUGUUUACUUCCUGGGUGAGGUGCUGAACAUGGAGGCGUCCGUAGACCACCGUCACCUCCCUCUCCGCCUGUAUGCAGACAGCUGUGUGGCGACUCUGACCUCUGAUGUCACAUCUCACCCCAGAUACCCCUUCAUAGACCACCACGGAUGUUUCACAGACUCGCAGCUGGACGGCUCCAGCUCCCGUUUCCUGCCCAGAGUCCAGGGCCGACUGCUCCACAUUCAGCUGGAACCUUUCCUCUUCCACCAGGACCUCAGACACACAGUAUAUAUAACAUGCUAUCUGGAAGCAGAGCCCAUUUCAGACAAGGAGCCAGUGAAAAGAGCUUGUUCUUUCAUAAGUGGGAGGUGGAGGUCAGUGGAUGGUGAUGACCGUGUCUGUCAGAGCUGCAGCAGUGUCAAGUCCAACCACAAGAGGGCGCUGAGGAGCAGAACUCAGCACAGACAGAGAGAGCUGCACAGGGAAACCAUUCUGGGCCCAUUGAUAUUUCUCCCCCGACAGCUGAGCACAUGAGGAAAAAGUAACAUUUGUAUGGAAGUGAUUGAGUUUAAUAUAAAUAAAAAUGUUUCAGCAACUGUGACAUGUCAGAAAAAUGUAAUUGUCU
Centropristis striata (black sea bass) is the source of this 1287-nucleotide messenger RNA. RefSeq names its product zona pellucida sperm-binding protein 3-like. The coding region runs from base 57 to 1196 and encodes 379 amino acids. Gene Ontology annotation, cellular component: extracellular matrix. The record is from RefSeq and is a predicted model, not a curated record. The transcript has 8 exons. Gene Ontology annotation, molecular function: acrosin binding. Lineage: Eukaryota; Metazoa; Chordata; Actinopteri; Perciformes; Serranidae. Gene Ontology annotation, biological process: positive regulation of acrosome reaction; egg coat formation; binding of sperm to zona pellucida.